Messenger RNA from Wallemia ichthyophaga EXF-994, 4377 nucleotides. RefSeq lists its product as uncharacterized. Bases 1 to 4377 code for a protein of 1458 amino acids. The record is from RefSeq and is a predicted model, not a curated record. Gene Ontology annotation, molecular function: chromatin binding; histone binding; ATP hydrolysis activity. Gene Ontology annotation, biological process: positive regulation of transcription by RNA polymerase II. Gene Ontology annotation, cellular component: nucleus. The transcript has 6 exons. Lineage: Eukaryota; Fungi; Basidiomycota; Wallemiomycetes; Wallemiales; Wallemiaceae.
AUGACCGCGAGUGGUGGCCACCCAACCAAAAUCAAAUUAUCAACGAGAUCGCUGCGAUCUCAGCAGCCCCAAGAGAUGGAGCUUACAGAUACAGCCACCGAUACCCACGAUCAUCUCCCGGCAGCCACUGAUCCCGAUCUCGACGAGCCACACACGUAUCACCAAGAUGCUUAUCAAGAAGAUGACCAAAUCCAGCAGCAGGCGCAGGCACAGCUCGAGCCACAGAAUGUCUCUGGAUCUGAAUUUGGUGAUGAGGAUAUUCCUGAGCCAGAGCAGUCUGAUUACGACGACGAUCUCACUCCUCCUCCAAAGCGCGCUGGUAGAACUUCCACUCGACGUGCACCGCCUAAGAAACGCGCUGUCGAGGAAGAAUACCAAGACGACGGCAGUGAAUAUGAAAGUGAUGAAUACAAUGCUAGAAGAAGCCGUCCAACACGCGGUCGCCCCUCCACCCGUAGCCGAGUCCACCAUUUCGUUCAAUUCGACGGCGGCGAUGGUGACGACGAGGAGUUUUCUCUGCGUGGCAAUCGUCGUCGUUUGCGAAAUGCUGGCGACGAUCCACCUGAGCCUGUCACUCGCUCAAGCAGACAGUCACGAUCUGUGGUGCCCUAUUUCCCUCCAAAAGAAGUCAUACAGGAGCGCCACGAAAAGCUUGCCAAUGAGCGUGCCGAUAGAGCUGAAAGAAGGAGGACUAUCAUGUAUACGGAUGACGAAGACGACGACUCCCCAGAACGUCGCAACUACUCUCUUAGAACAAGACGUGAGCGUCCCAAUUACGUUCUUCCUCCUCCUGUCCUUGAUGUCAGAGAGCGUCCUGAAAAGAUUGGCCGCUUGCCUUCCUUCACUGCUCUUCAACACCCCAGUAUCGACUUGGUGCCUUGGAACCGUCGUGGUGGUCUUGAUGACUCCGACACCGACGAUGACCUUUCGCCCAGAAAACGCCCUCAACCUGCACCUGCAAAUCUGGCCGGUGGCGGUGGUGGGCUACUAGCGCCAGGAGAAGGCAUGGGAAUGGACAAUUUAGGCACAGGUGGUCCUAGCAACCUGGGUAAGAUCGGUGAUGCAGCAUUCGCCGAUACAGAUCCACUCGGUGUGAAUACAAAGAUCUCAUUCGAGUCUAUUGGUGGUCUAGAUGAGCAUAUCCGACAACUCAAGGAAAUGGUUUCUCUCCCACUCCUAUAUCCCGAAGUUUUUCAACGUUUCAGCAUCACUCCUCCACGAGGUGUCCUCUUCCACGGUCCACCCGGCACUGGUAAAACGCUGAUAGCUCGCGCUCUUGCAGCAAGCUGCUCGAGCGAGAAUCAAAAAAUAUCUUUCUUCAUGCGCAAAGGUGCAGACUGUCUGAGCAAAUGGAUUGGAGAAGCUGAACGUCAACUGCGACUAUUAUUCGAUGAGGCCAAGGCAUGUCAACCGUCUAUCAUCUUUUUUGAUGAAAUAGAUGGUCUUGCGCCGGUGCGUUCUUCGAAACAAGAGCAGAUCCAUGCAUCUAUCGUGUCAACCCUCCUCGCUUUGAUGGACGGCAUGGAUGGACGUGGGCAGGUUAUUGUUAUCGGCGCUACCAAUCGCCCUGAUGCUGUUGAUCCUGCUCUUCGCCGUCCGGGCAGAUUCGAUCGAGAGUUCUACUUCCCUCUGCCAAAUGAGAAGGCGCGGAGUAAAAUAAUAGAAAUCAACACCAAAGAUUGGAAUCCUCCUCUCGAGCCUCAAUUUCUAGAUAAGCUUGCAAAUCUCACUAAGGGCUACGGGGGUGCUGAUAUUCGCGCUCUCUGUACUGAGGCUGCACUAAACGCUGUUCAGCGUAGGUAUCCGCAAAUCUACAAGACGAACGACAGACUGCUUCUCGACCCGAAAAGCAUAAACGUACAAGCCAAAGACUUCAUGAGGUCUAUCAAUAAGCUAACACCGUCGUCUGCGCGCUCAAGUGCCACGUCGGCAGCACCCCUCCCCCACCAUCUUACACCCUUGCUUGGUGGUGCACUAGAUGAAUCGAAGAAGGUAGUCGACAAAGUGAUUCCACGCACUGAAGAGAAGAGCGUAAUCGAAGAAGCCGAAUAUGAAGAUGACGUUGGUGAAGAUGGUGGCUUCUCACUUGAGGUGAUGCGCCAAAACAUGAACUCGAUGCGCACAUUCCGUCCAAGGAUGAUGGUUUAUGGAGAAGAAGGUAUGGGACAGGCCUUCAUAGGUCCUGCACUUCUGCAUUAUUUGGAAGGGUACAACGUACAAUCGCUAGAUCUGGCUACACUGCUCAGCGAUUCGACGCGCACUGUCGAAGCCGCAUGUGUACAGCUAAUACUCGAAGCGAAACGUACAAAACCAUCCAUUAUAUACAUACCAGCGUUACAUGAAUGGUGCAAUGUUAUUUCAGAAGCGGCAAGAGCAACUGUAACAGCACUCCUCAAUACUAUAUCCCCAUCAGAUCCUAUACUUGUUCUCGCAAUGCUAAACAAUAGUCCUGAUGAGCUGCCACGAGAUGUAAAAAGAUGGUUCGGUUUUGGCAGAGACUCUAAAGUCGCUUUGAAUGGUUUCUCAGAGGAGCAAAUUACAGAGUAUCUGAUGGAAUUGAUCAAUAUGAUCAAACUUAAACCAUCUCAAUUUCCAGAUACGGGAAGGCGUAAAAAACGUAAAUUGGAAAUACUUCCAGUAGCGCCCCCGAUGAAACCACGCGAGCCUACUGACAGAGAGCUGAAUGCGCUGCUCGAAAAUGAUGCUAGAAUUCGUGAGCAUCUUAAAUGGAGAUUAGGUGCUGUGCUCGAGCAGCUCAAGAAGAAGUUUAGGAGAUUUAUGAAAUCUUUCGCUGACGAAAUUGCUAUGGUUCUUCCAUUACCCGUCAACACUCACAACAACGGCUCAGUCAAUGCGCUCGCUCGAUCGGAUUUGAUGGCGGAUAAUGAUAAUCAGCAGCCACAGACUCAGCAUGACAGUGAGGCCAAGGAGCAGGACGAGGAUGAGGAGGAGCACGCGAAGGAGCAGCCGAAUGACCAAGACAAAGACACACAAGUACAGCCAAUGACCAACGGUGUUGUUGAUGGAGAUGUGCUAGAGUAUGACAAGGUAUCUGAUGAAGCGGGUGCCGACGAGGUUAAGAAAGAUACUGAUCAUGUUCAAACCGGAGAUCAGCAAAUGGAGCAGACAGAAGAACCUGUUGAAGGAAGUCCCGAAAAAGAAGAUGAAGAGAAUGAUGACGCCAUAGAUGAAGAGAUGGCUGACUUUAUCCAACCGCCACAAGCUGCUAACAAAGAGAUUUCCAAAGACAGCGAAGAUGACGAGCCGAUCAUUGAGGAUAAGAACGAUGACGACUUUGAGCCAGAUGAAGAGGAGGAAGAAGCCCCACAAGAACCCGAUCUUCAACCAGUCCCACCAAAGCCUGAGGCAAAUCUACAGGAAAACAUGGAAAAAUCAUUAGAUGAAGAAUUAAUGGAAUUAUCGACAAUUCAGCCUGGAGAGGAUCACAGGACGCGUCUGAUGAUUUACGAUAUUGAUCUUGAAAAGAUUCAUUUCAAUGUAUACAAAGACAACUAUGUGAAUCCAGCGCAAUUCGUCGAUGAUGUCGCUAAGAUUGUCCAUAAUGCUGAACUUGAUCCUAGUGAUCAGGACAGGUUGUGGAAAGCACAGCAACUCCUCACGCAUGCAAGAGUAUUGGUUGAUCAGGCUUUCGAUGGCCCAUUUAGAAUAGAGUGUCAGCGUAUGGCCGACAGAGAAACUAAGAGGAUUGCAGAAUACAAAGAGAAGAGGAAGAGAGAAAAGGAGGCAUCUAAGAAUGUGUCGGAAGAAAAUGAGGCGGGUGCAGCUGACGGGGAACAACAAGAGCAACCAGAACAGCAACCAGAACAGCAACCAGAACAGCAAACACGAUCAGAGGAGCAAGACCAGUAUCAGCCGCAGCAAGACGGAAUUGCAGCUGCAGCUCCUGAACAAAAUGACCAGGCUGAACAAUCCGAACAAUCCGAAAAUGGCACAUCUCUCAAACGUCCCCGUGAAGGUGAAGGUGAUGGUGAUGGUGAGAACGGAGGAGAUGGACCUGAGACUAAGAAGGCCAAAGGAGAUGUAGAGAUGACUGAGAGUAGUCAACCAAUUGAUACUAGUCAAAAAGAAGAAGAGCUUCAAGAAGCUCCAAAGGAAGCCUCACAAGCUCCAAAGUCUCCAACGCCCGAAUCGGAACCUGAACCUGAACCUGAAUUCUUAGUCGACGAGAGUCAAUUGACUCAGUUACUCAAUGAGGCUGUGGCGUUGGUGAAAGAUUUCAACGCUGACGAGCUCGAGCAGACGAGAGCUAACAUUUCUAGCGUGAUAUGGCAACAUCGCGAAGAAUGGAACCGACAAAGCACGAUUGAAGCUGUGAGAUCUGCUUUGCACAGCUGCAAAUAUGAUGUAGACAUGUAA